ACCGUCUCCCCUUCUCCUUCAACACGCUGCUGCGUUCUUUCUUUCUCUUCGCCUCAAAUUCUCCGGCCGGUCAUCUCAGCCAUAUGGACGUCGUGGUUGGCUCGAUCGCAGGCAAGACGGAUCUCAUCACCCUCGAUCUCCUUGGCGCCAAAUCCGCGCCCAAAGAUCUCGAUCCUGCUGAUCUAAAGGUUGCGCCUUUCGCGGAUAUUCAUAAGUUGGACCUCAAUCUGGCCCCCGCCGGCGCCCUGAAUGACGCGGCGGGGCUGAUCCCCGGGUGUCAGAGCGUGUGCACCAUCGAGAAGGUGAAGUGGGCGCUCGAGCAGGCGGCGGAGCGGGAGACGCGCGGGGGCAGGGAAUCGGAGCAGAGGCAGCGGAGGGACGCCGCGUCGGACGUCGACGGCGGAUCUCCAUCGUCGUCUUCGUCGUCGUCGGUCACGGUGGCGUCGGUCAAGCGCCGCGCCGAGUGCGCUCCCGAGGGAGCGGAUGAUGGACGGGCGGACGGAGGCGACUCCGCCGGGGGAGGCGGCGGCAGUCUCGUGGCGGUCGGUUGCACCAGCUGCCUCUCGUACGUGCUGAUCUCGAAGGGGGACCCGCGCUGCCCUCGAUGCGACGGCCGGAUCGCUCCCAACUCUCUGCCGGCGGCGUUGUCGGCGGCGCUGGCUCUGCCGCAGUCCAAAAAACCACGAAUCGACCUUAACUUUUCCCUUUAGGUCCCUGUAAUAUUUCCAUAUCAUGUAAUACGCUCUUCUCUACUUUAUAAAAACACACAAAGUUUCGAUUUUAAUAAAUUUUAAAGUAUUUUAAUAUAA
Messenger RNA from Zingiber officinale, 809 nucleotides. RefSeq lists its product as uncharacterized. The transcript is spliced from 2 exons. Bases 84 to 710 code for a protein of 208 amino acids. The record is from RefSeq and is a predicted model, not a curated record. Lineage: Eukaryota; Viridiplantae; Streptophyta; Magnoliopsida; Zingiberales; Zingiberaceae.